CUUCUGGUUGCCAGGGGAACAGCGUCCCUGGAGGCAGGAGGGCUUUAGACGCACAGCUCCUUCCCCUUCCAGAAAAGCUGCGGUGACGGGAAAGAACCCUCCCCUUUGGGAGACAGGGGGUGACGCUGUCAGCUGGUGCGCUUCUGCGCCCGUCAAUGCUUUGCUGUCUGGUGACUGGCUCCCAGAGUUUCCGCCGCGAAGGAUAUCAAUGGAUAUUAUAAAGGGAAACUUAGAUGGAAUUUCAAAACCAGCCUCAAGUUCAAGAACGCAUCCUGGGAGCAGAGGUUCAAAUGCUUCUUUGGAAGUGCUCUCACCAGAACCAGCAUCCUUCAUGGUUGAUACUGCAAUCAAGUUGAACUCUGGUAUAAAGGGCCACUCUGAGAGGAGUAAUGCAGAGGAAAAUGGAAACAAUAAUGAUGAUAAAGGAGAAAAUGAUUCUGAGAAACCAAAAUUGGCUGAAGAAGGGUCAGAUGAAGAUCUGAACUUGGUUCAACAUCAGAUAAUCCCUGGAUGUGCAGAUGAACCUGAAUUAAAAGAAUUAGAUUCUCAACUUCAAGAUGCUAUUCAGAAGAUGAAGAGGCUUGAUAAAAUAUUGGUGAAGAAACAAUACAGAGAAAAAGAAAUUAAGAAGCAAGGUCUAGACCUGAGAAUAAAGCUGUGGGAAGAACUUAAGUCUGUAAAAACUAGUGAAGCUUUGCAAAGUAAUGAGGAGAUGGAAAAUACAAAAAAGUUUCUAGCUUUGACUGCUGCAUCAGAAGAAACUGUCGAUUCUUCUUGCUAUGAGCAUGAAGGCACCUUUUUCUCAGUGUUUCACACUCAGGUCCCUCCAGAAGAAUAUGAAAACCAUAAACAGAAUGUCAAUCAAGAUUUUACCUAUGAUGUGGAAGGAAAUGAGUCAUUGAUCAGAGCAGAAAAGAAACCUUUCUCAAAUACAGAAAAGAUUAAGCUCAGGGGUAAACACAGCCAGGAUUUUAUUAAACGAAACAUUGAGUUGGCUAAGGAUUCAGGAAUGCCAGUGCUUAUGAUUGACAGAGAGAAGAAAAGGCUGACUGAACUUUUGAAGGACUUAGAUGACAAAGAUUCGGGGCUGUCCAGUCCUGAGGGCGAACAGUCUGGCUGGCUGGUCCCAGGAGAAGGAUACACAUUUGCAGUCACCCAGCACCAGCAGCUUGCCGAAAUCGACACAAAGCUCCAGGAACUUUCUGCAGCCUCACCAACAGCUUCCGACUUUUCUCCAAGACAUGGAAACCACAGCGAUCAGGAACCUGACCUUAAUGAUGAUGAUAAAAAUAUGGAAAUAACUCCAGGAGAAAAGGUACUUCGGAACACCAAAGAGCAACGGGAUCAGCAAAACCGGCUGAGAGAGAUAGAUGACAAACUGAGAAAGAUGAAGGAAAAUGUGUUAGAUUCAACAUCACCUCUCUCUGAGGAACGGUUAAAGUGUCUUCUGGAUGAAUGCACACUCAGACAAAAAUCCAUGAUUAGACUUUCUUCAGAAAGAGAAAAGGAAGACGUAGAGGAUUCAACAGCCCAGUCCCCCCAUCUUUCCAGAUCUGUCCUCUCUGAGCUACUAAAUGGGUCAGAAACAAAAGUCACAAGCACAGAGGUAAAAGAUGCAAAUAUGUCUGAAAAUGCAGAAUGUGAAACAUGUACAGGUUACUAUCUCACCAAAGCCUUGACUGGGCAUUACAUGUCUCAAGCACUUGUCAUCGAAGCAGAGAAUUUGAGAUGCCUCCAAUUUCCCAAGGACAAGGUUAUUAGUGACACAAAGGACUAUUUUAUGUCGAAGACUAUUGGCAUUGGGAGACUGAAAAGGCCCUCUUUCUUGGAUGAUCCACUGUAUGACAUCAAUGUGAGCCUUUCAUCUGAAGACCAUCGUCUGGAAGUCAGCUCUCCAGAGAAACCAAAAAUGGAUGAAGAGGAGACUGAAGAUGUGACAGAAGAAUGGAAAGAAUCUUGAGCGAUGACUUUCUGGGCGUGCUUGCUUUGAAGGAAGUUGGAAUGGAGUUUACCCACACCUCAUAACAAAGCCAGUAGAGAACAAAUAAACAUGGAUACA
Neofelis nebulosa (Clouded leopard) is the source of this 2059-nucleotide messenger RNA. It is a transcript of the gene FSIP1, whose product is annotated as fibrous sheath interacting protein 1. The coding region runs from base 209 to 1960 and encodes 583 amino acids. The record is from RefSeq and is a predicted model, not a curated record. Lineage: Eukaryota; Metazoa; Chordata; Mammalia; Carnivora; Felidae. The transcript has 13 exons.